Molecule: messenger RNA, 627 nt
Organism: Kluyveromyces marxianus DMKU3-1042
Lineage: Eukaryota; Fungi; Ascomycota; Saccharomycetes; Saccharomycetales; Saccharomycetaceae
Gene: CSM2
Product: Csm2p
Exons: 1
Coding region: 1-627 (208 amino acids)
Biological process (GO): recombinational repair
Cellular component (GO): Shu complex; nucleus
Source: RefSeq, a predicted model, not a curated record
AUGGAGAUCAGACUAGGGGAAGAGAAUAUUUGCCAAGACUUUGUUUUGUACAUGAAGGAAGAAUCAUUCAAGCCUCAUCUGCACUAUAUAUCGGCUAUCAGCUCUUUUCCGAUAUCAAAAUUAACUGAAAUUCUACCGAUGUCCGAAAACAAGGAGGCGUACGACCGCAUCAAUGUACUCUCAGCAGUAGAUCUGCAAGAGUUGAAUGCAUGUAUAAAGCAAUUAUACCAACGUAUAAUUUUUAACACAACAGCAAAGGACCUAAAUACAGAACAAACUUCCAAGAUACAGAAUGGUGUCGAAGAUCGACACUGGCUAUAUAUUGACGGCAUUCAAACAAUGUUCCAAUUGUCACAACUUCAAGAUCAAGUUCAAGCUCAUGCCGCACUGAACAACUCUCUCCUUCGACUUCGUUUGCUUCAUAAGAAAUGCAAUUCCGUUAAAGUCAUGUUUCAAUUACCUAAGACUGAAGCACCAGAGUACGUACGACAUCUGCGCGAAAGAGAGGAAGACGAGGCAGAACGUAAUAGAAUAGCUAAUGGACGUGAUAGGCACAGCAAUAAACGUUUUAAGAGAGAUAAUACAGGUAUUUUAAUAGGAGAUUACCUAUGGAAAUAUUAUAUGUAA